GUCCCUUGUGGUCGUCCACUUCUGGGCACCAUGGGCUCCUCAGUGCACUCAGAUGAAUGAGGUUAUGGCAGCGCUAGCAAAGGAACACACACAGGUUACGUUUGUGAAGCUGGAAGCUGAAGCUGUGCCUGAAGUCUCUGAAAAAUACGGAAUUACUUCUGUUCCAACCUUCUUAUUCUUUAAGAACUCUCAGAAAGUCGACAGAUUGGACGGUGCCCAUGCCCCAGAGCUGACCAAAAAAGUGCAGCGCCACGCGUCCAGCAGCUCCAUUUCUGCCGGCUCCAACGACAGCGCCAAGGAGGACCUCAACGUGCGUCUGAAGAAGCUCAUCAACGCUGCCCCCUGCAUGCUCUUCAUGAAGGGGUCUCCAAAAGAGCCUCGCUGCGGUUUCAGCAAACAGAUGGUGGAGAUCCUGAACAAACACGGCGUUUCGUUUAGCAGCUUUGACAUUUUUUCCGAUGAAGAAGUUCGUCAGGGGCUGAAAACGUAUUCGAACUGGCCAACCUACCCGCAGUUGUAUGUAGCUGGAGAGCUUAUAGGUGGACUUGACAUUAUCAAGGAGCUCGAGGCAUCUGGAGAGCUGGACACGGUCUGUCCCAAGGCACAGAAGUUGGAGGACAGGCUUAAAGUCUUGAUAAACAAAGCUCCUGUGAUGCUUUUUAUGAAGGGAAGCAAACAGGUUGCAAAGUGUGGAUUCAGCAAGCAAAUUAUAGAAAUCCUAAAUAAUACUGGCAUUGAUUACGAGACAUUCGACAUACUGGAAGACGAAGAGGUGCGGCAAGGACUAAAAACCUUCUCAAACUGGCCGACGUAUCCUCAGUUGUAUGUGAAAGGUGACCUUGUUGGCGGGCUGGAUAUUGUUAAGGAGCUGAAGGAGAGCGGUGAACUGCUGCCGAUCCUGAAGGGAGAGAAUUAACGGAGAAGGACGUGGAUGGGAACAGGACGACUUGGAACAGUUGCCCAUGCAGGGAUGGUGUUGGAGCAAUGCACGGCUGAGCCUCGUGGAACCAGCAGCAGUGAAUGCAGGCAGCUCAUGCAUCUGUGUUUCACAGGACCAUGCUCCCUAUGAAAACGUGUUGCCACUGCAGAUACAAAAGUGUCAAGACCUUCAAAUUCAAUUAAAAUAUAAUGCUAAAG
This is a messenger RNA of Mesitornis unicolor (brown roatelo), 1137 nucleotides long. It is a transcript of the gene GLRX3, whose product is annotated as glutaredoxin 3. The annotation marks the transcript as partial. The record is from RefSeq and is a predicted model, not a curated record. NCBI's taxonomy places the organism in Eukaryota, Metazoa, Chordata, Aves, Mesitornithiformes, Mesitornithidae. The transcript has 10 exons.